This is a messenger RNA of Carassius gibelio (silver crucian carp), 1354 nucleotides long. RefSeq lists its product as uncharacterized. The coding region runs from base 281 to 1354 and encodes 357 amino acids. The transcript is spliced from 13 exons. The record is from RefSeq and is a predicted model, not a curated record. Lineage: Eukaryota; Metazoa; Chordata; Actinopteri; Cypriniformes; Cyprinidae.
UACGGUGUACAUUUUAGGACAUCCUCAGACCUCAGUCAUUAAAUGAAAAGGCGUCAUGCCUCAGACUAAAAGGCUUCAGUCAUUGGACAAAACGGCAUCGCGCCUCAGACUGAAAAGCUUCAGGUCUCAGGAAAAACGACGUCAGGUGUCAGGUCUCAUACAAUUAUGCAUCAGACGAAACGGACUCAGACCAAAAGGCAUCAGACGAAACGGACUCAGGUGGACUAUCGCGUAGCCCCGCCCCAUGUGACGUCACACGCACGCGGUUCAGAGGAAGUGUAUGAAACGGUUGAUGGAUGGCAAAAGGAGUCAAUCAAGAAUGGAUACAGAGAUAAAUGAAACGAUAAAGUUGCUAUUUGACAAUGGCUUCAAACAAAGAGAAAUGUGCUCUUUUCUUGCUGCUUCUGGAUACAAAAUCAGUGAAAGGCAUCUAAGAAGAUUAUUAAAAUCCCUUGGUUUAAAACGGAGGAGUUUUGACAGGCCCCAUAAUGAAAUUCGCCAUGCUGUUAUGAGUGAGCUUAUGCACUGGUCACCUUGGCAAGGAAUCCGUGCAAUGCACAAACGGGUUCGUGAUGUCAGAGGAAUCCAGCCUUGCUACAGGAAUGAUGUGGCUGUAAUAAUGAGAGAACUUGAUGCCAGUGGUCUUCUUAGAAGAUGUCCUGGGAAAAAAAGGAUUGAACGUAGGAACUACUUCAGCCGUGGACCAAAUUACACUUGGCAUAUUGAUGGAAAUGACAAAUUGAAAUUCUUUGGAAUCUGGGUACAUCUUGGUAUUGAUGGGUUUUCUAGGAAAAUCAUUUGGCUUAAGGCUGGCACCUCAAACCGACAGCAAACCUUCGUUGCAAGGUACUUCUUUGAUGCCAUUCAGGAACACAGUGGUUGCCCACGAUUCAUAAGGGCAGACAGAGGAAAGGAAAAUCUUCUCGUCGGACAGAUGCAAGUGGCAUUUCACUUCCGGGAGUCUGGUGAUCAAGGACGAGACUCCUUCAGAGUGGGCACAUCAGUACAUAACCAGGCAUCUGAAUGCUUCAACAGUAUGCUGAAGAAAACAUGGAUCAAAAAAUGGCAGGUGACAUUUGAGGCCAUGAUGGAAUCUGGCAUGCUCAAUUUAGACAAUCCUGUACACAUAAAUUGCCUGCAAUAUACACACCUUCCCCUUCUUGAGAGAGAGCUGAACAUAGAGCAAAGACUGUGGAACACUCACGACAUUCGCAAGCAAAGGAAUGCUCCAGGUCCAUUUGGGAAACCAGACCUUCUCUUUACUUCCCCACCCGAAGGCUUUGCUGAUAUGUUCUGCAAAGUAGACAACGACCUCCUGAAGUAUGCAGAACAGCUUGUUUGCAGAGGUGGGUAG